CAUCCCUAUUAAUAGUUCCUUAGUGCCCUUACGACACCGGCACUUCCCUUCACCUGCUUAAGUACAGAGUCUUUAGUUUUUCCUUUCUUCCCUCUCUCUCUUUACUGUAUCAAUGGCUGAUAUGGAUCACUCUUCUGAUGAUAACUCCGUGGAUUCUCGGGAGGAUAGCAGUCAAGACUCAAAGAUGGAGUUUUCAGAAGAUGAAGAGACACUAAUUGCUCGAAUGUAUAACCUGAUUGGGGAGAGGUGGUCUCUAAUUGCUGGAAGAAUUCCAGGAAGAACAGCAGAAGAGAUCGAGAAGUACUGGACCUCAAGAUAUUCCACGAGUAGUGAAUGAAGUAGAAUCGGAUUGUGGUUUUCUUGUAUCUUGGCAAGCAAUCUUUAUAGCAAUUUUAGCGAUUUUGGGGGAAUUGCUUGGUUGAAGAAGACAAGAACUAAAAAUAAAUCUUGGGGUUUGAUUGUGUUAUUGUCUGGCCUCCUCUGAUCCACCUCUCUCCUCUCCCCUCGCCUACCAAUUUUCUUCUUUUGGGAUCUUAGUCUUUUUCUAAGCUAACGUGGUUGUAAUUGUAUAUAUAUGUUUGACUUAAGUUUGGAAUGUGAGGAUGAAAUUUUAUUGCA
Messenger RNA from Macadamia integrifolia, 618 nucleotides. Its product is annotated as transcription factor CPC-like. Bases 113 to 337 code for a protein of 74 amino acids. NCBI's taxonomy places the organism in Eukaryota, Viridiplantae, Streptophyta, Magnoliopsida, Proteales, Proteaceae. The record is from RefSeq and is a predicted model, not a curated record. Gene Ontology annotation, biological process: cell differentiation. Gene Ontology annotation, molecular function: transcription cis-regulatory region binding. The transcript has 3 exons. Gene Ontology annotation, cellular component: nucleus.